Messenger RNA from Drosophila montana, 1909 nucleotides. RefSeq lists its product as uncharacterized. The record is from RefSeq and is a predicted model, not a curated record. The transcript is spliced from 2 exons. Lineage: Eukaryota; Metazoa; Arthropoda; Insecta; Diptera; Drosophilidae. The coding region runs from base 163 to 1665 and encodes 500 amino acids.
AAAAUUGUCUAUAGAGGGUAAUACUGACUAGUAAAAAUUUGACAAAUUCCUAUAAGAAAAAAAAACUCUUCGGAAAUGGCUAAUCGUAAGUUAAGUUCGCGGCAAGUUUUGCAUAUAAAUUUCAAGUGAAAAAUAAUUCCCUGGAGUGUGAUAAAUUUGUUCAUGACACAUCCAUGGCUAGCCCUUGCACUCGUCCUCGCCUCCUGUCCGUGGAUGUGGGCGCAACGCGAUUCCGUGUGCCAAGAGCGAGUGCGGACAAAAUCGGGAAACUUGGAUAAACAAAGUUGGAUGCUGCGCAAGGUCUGCUGCAAGGGCUAUGUGGGCAGGCCGGGAAACUGCCGACCCCGCUGCUCGCCCAAAUGUGUGCACGCCCAGUGCACCGCCCCCCAGCAGUGCACCUGCAACGAGGGCUACGAAACGGUAGACAGCACCACGGGCUGCCAGCCCAAAUGCAAUGCCUGCCGCUUUGGGGAUUGCCUGACGCCCGGCAACUGCCGCUGUUGGCCUUCCUUUGAAAAGCAGCCGAUUGUUGGGUGCGAGCCUGUGCAGCACCUGAUUUUGCCGGCGGAGAAGUGUCUGAGGGAGAAUUGCAGCUGCUGGCAGAAGUACUUCAGCUGGACACCAAAGCUCGCUGUGACGCCCAAGUGCAUCACGAUCUGCCGAGAGGGACAGCCGAAACCUUGCCUGGCAUUGGAACAAUGCGUAUGCAAUAGCCUCAAUCAUCUUCUGAUUUGCGAGGAGCCGGAGCAUGAGUUGCCCCAGCAAUAUGGCUGUCAGGUGAUCAAGAAGGCGCCAAAUGCCUAUAGGAAAAAGCACAGGGUUAAGCAUAUAGAUGGAACGGUAUCAAGAGAUCGUACAGAUCGGGCAGAUCCGGCAACUAAGAUAUUUCCAGUUUGGACUCAUCAUUAUAAUCUAACAGAUGACGAAACAGAGAUAACCCAGGCAUAUCGAAAAGUUCAGUCAGAUCGGCGAGACAGAAUGCAUCAUAUAGUAGAUCGAAAAGAUCAGGCAAAUCGGCCCCAUAUUCCAAGUCAAACAGAUCAUCGCCCAGAUCGGUUGGAUAGGUUAGACAGAAGACAUCGGAAAUAUCAGUUAGAACGGACACAUUUGCCAAUCGAGAAUGUGGAUAGAUACCACACAUACGAUUCAGAACAUACAGAUUCCAUAUAUCAGACAGAUCCGCCAGUGCAGACUUUUCGUUUAUUUGGAAAAAAUAAAAAAAAUCAAACAAACCAACCAGAUCCAACAGAUCAGGUAAUUGAUUCAGAUUGGCCACCUCAGGCGGAUGCAAAUGACGAGGAUCAUACCGAAAAUAUAUAUAGAAAAAAACCGAAAAGUAGGGAAUACGAGACAGAUCAAUUAGAUAAACCGAUCAAACGUAGGAAAGAUCAUGCAAAACGAAGAAAACAGAAACCAAUUUUAUUUGAGGCAGAUCAAUCAGAUCAGACAGCUCCAGUAAAUCAGUCAGAUCAAACGACUGAAGCAGUUCCAGUACAACACAAGUCGGAUUAUCGAAAUAUGAACAAAGCCGAACAGGCGAGUCUCGUAAAAUGGCUCAUCAUUUUGGGCUGCCUUAUAAUCGGAGUUAUUGUUACUGUCAGUUUGUUGGCUUUAUGUUUCAAAAUGCACGGUCCCCUCGACAUGCAUGAACGAAAUUGUAUGUAGGUAAUACCUAGGGUACAGAUGUAGCAUAAGAAAAUUAACUGAGUUUCAGUUCUCUGCUUCCUUCGACUUUAUAAAUCUUAAAUAAAGUUGUAGGGAGCAGGGAAAUGAAUUUCUUAUAUUUAAGUAAAGAUGGCGGACCUUAAGACUUCUUUAGACCUUCUUCUCAGUUCUUUCAUUUACACUCCACAUUUACAUGAUCCUAAAACUAAGGUAAAAUUAAUAAAGAAAUUCUUGGAUAACCUCA